Molecule: messenger RNA, 1452 nt
Organism: Cyclopterus lumpus (lumpfish)
Lineage: Eukaryota; Metazoa; Chordata; Actinopteri; Perciformes; Cyclopteridae
Product: alpha-2Db adrenergic receptor-like
Exons: 2
Coding region: 1-1452 (483 amino acids)
Biological process (GO): adenylate cyclase-activating adrenergic receptor signaling pathway
Cellular component (GO): membrane
Molecular function (GO): adrenergic receptor activity
Source: RefSeq, a predicted model, not a curated record
AUGGACUUAUCCGACGUGUUCACGGCGAUGGCCACGACGACGCCGAACUCUUCUUCGGAGAGCGUCAACCAGACCUCCUCGCCGAGAUCUCCUCCGCUGCCUCCUCACUCGCAGGUGGCGUCGGUGCUCAUCGUGCUGGUGGUCACGGUCAUCAUACUGGGCACCGUGGUGGGCAACGUGCUGGUCGUGGUGGCGGUCUUCACCAGCCGAGCCCUGAGGCCGCCCCAGAACCUCUUCCUGGUGUCUCUGGCUUCGGCCGACAUCCUGGUGGCGACGCUGGUCAUCCCCUUCUCGUUGGCCAACGAGGUCAUGGGCUACUGGUACUUUGGUUCCACCUGGUGCUCCUUCUACCUGGCUCUGGACGUCCUCUUCUGCACCUCCUCCAUCGUCCACCUGUGCGCCAUCAGCCUCGACCGCUACUGGUCCGUCACCAAGGCCGUCAGCUACAACCGCAAGCGGACGCCCAAGCGGAUCAAAUCCAUGAUCAGCGUCGUGUGGCUCAUCUCCAUCGUCAUCUCCUCGCCGCCGCUCCUUAUGACGCAGAUGGAGGAGGAUCCGGGGACGGAGGGCAACGCCGCCCGGCGCCAGGAGUGCCUCCUGAACAACCAGACGUGGUACAUCCUCUCCUCCUGCCUCGUGUCCUUCUUCGCCCCGGGCGUCAUCAUGAUACUCGUGUACUGCAAGAUCUACCGCGUGGCCAAGCAGCGCGCCUCCACCGUGUUCGUGGCGAAGAACGUGGUGGAGCGCCAGCCGUCGCAGUCCGAGACCUGCUUCGAGGGCGACGCCGGGACCUGCCGGAGGAAAGGAGCCGGCUUCGGUGGGGAAUCCGGGUACGAGCCGGAGAGCCCGCAGCCCACCAACCGGCACAGCUCCUCCAACGUGGACAGCAGCAGCAGCCGGAGAGGAGAGCUGGACGACAUCGACCUGGAGGAGAGGAGCUGCGAGCCCGACGUCAAAGCGAGCUCCUCGUUUUCCUCGGCGCUCCGCUUCCCCAGGAGAGCCGGCGGAGGCGCGAGAGCAGAGGAUGCGGAGGGAGGAGCCUCGAACAGGUUGAAGCUCCCGCUCCACCCUCCACCGUCCUGCGCCUCCAUAUCGUGGGCGUCGUCCGAGAACUGCUCCCACCACUUCCUGCUCCCGUCCCCGGUGCCGCUCCGCAGCCGGCGGACGACGCUGUCCAAGAACAAAGUGGCGCAAAUGCGGGAGAAGCGCUUCACGUUCGUCCUGGCGGUGGUGAUGGGGGUCUUUGUCCUCUGCUGGUUCCCGUUCUUCUUCACCUACAGCCUCCACGCCGUCUGCAGAGAGAACUGCACCAUCCCCGACUCGCUCUUCAACCUGUUCUUCUGGAUCGGGUACUGCAACAGCUGCCUGAACCCCAUCAUAUACACCAUCUUCAACCGAGACUUCAGGAAGGCCUUCAAGAAGAUUAUAUUCCAGACUCAUAAGAGGACAUAA